AUAUUGCAUCGGUUCCAUUACUCUCGACGUCAAGGCCACAGGUCUUCAUUUUAUGGCUGCAACAGUCUCAACUGCCUUUGAGUACGAAGCCGAUGCCGAACGUGCUGCGCGGAAGCUGUACGGAAGGUCCUGCACAGAGCCAUCUGUUCCAAGUGAACUUCUAGCGACCACAGGCUCUCCCUGUGAGACUCAAGCUUCUACGCUUAGAGAUUUAAAUACAGCAUCCUUGAACGCUGAUCCGAUUUUUGAGCAAAUCGAAAGAAACCGCAAAAUUAUCGAGCAACUCUCUCCAGUCCUCAAAUACAAGGAGAUGAUGCGUAAACGUCGAGCGCGAACUGCUCCUAGGCGAAAGUUCUCAAUUGCUCAGGGAUAUCCACGGAUAAGUGCAGUGCGAGGAGUAGGGCAAUGGUCGCAGCUUCCAAUAGCGCCACUGUCGCCGUCCGGUCCUCUUUCUCCUGGAGCUCCGGGCUGUCCAGGGUUUCCUGGGUUUCCUGGACCUCCAGGACCCCCAGGACCCAACGGAAAUCCCGGAGGCCCAGGAAACCCAGGAAACCCUGGAGGUCAGGGUCCUCCCGGAGACAACGGAAGUGCUGGUGCACCUGGACAGCCCGGAGCUCCAGGAGAAAGAGGACCGGACGGCGACAGUGGCGCUACUGGAAGCUGCGACCAUUGCCCUACUCCUCGCACUGCACCUGGAUAUUAG
Messenger RNA from Cylicocyclus nassatus, 703 nucleotides. The record is from the annotation of a GenBank genome assembly. Lineage: Eukaryota; Metazoa; Nematoda; Chromadorea; Rhabditida; Strongylidae.